GAACUAAGUUGGUAGCAAGCUUGAACCAAGUCGAUGUCGUCUUAAGCUUGCAUAAUUGUUGGAGUGGAAGGCAAAUGCUGAGUAGAGAAAGGGACAAGGGGAUUACAGACAGUUUCUCUGUCAACGUUGGAGGCCGGCAGCAGCGGCGGAUCCAUUAGCGGUGCGAUUGGACAACAUUCCAGAAGUCUGAUAUUCGGAUCUGCGUAUCGACAAGAUGACGGGAGGGGGUUACAUACCUACUGGACCGGAAGACUUCGAGCUGGAAGAACGAGGUCAAUCAUCCAGCUCGACUUCACAUCAUGCUGUUCAGUGGAUAGGCAAACCCAGCGUCAAAGGACCAAAAUGGGCACGCCUACCGUUGUUGACGGUCGGCAUGCUGGGGAUUCAGUGCGUCUGGUCGAUUGAAAUGGGAUAUGCCUCUCCUUUCCUGCUCGACCUUGGCCUGUCGAAAUCCUACAUGUCCCUCGUGUUCAUGGCAGGUCCUCUGUCUGGCCUCAUCGUUCAACCGCUAGUCGGAGCAUUCGCCGACCGAUCAAGAUCUCGAUGGGGUAGAAGAAGACCAUUCAUGAUUGCAGGCUGUACAAUUUGUGUAUUCGCCAUGAUGCUUCUUGGCUGGUCCAGAGAAGUCGCUGCCUUGUUCGGGUUCGGAAAUUGGAUGGCCAUCUUUCUCGCGGUUUCCUCCAUCUACAUGAUUGAUUUCAGUAUCAAUGCGGUGAUGAGCACGGACAGAGCGUUGAUCGUGGAUUCUUUGCCUCCAAAAGAACAGGAGGAAGGGAGCGCAUGGGGAGGUAGGAUGAAUGGCUUCGGCGGUUUAGCAGGGUUCUUUGUUGGCAAUUUGGAUCUUCCGCCUGUACUGCCCUUCCUUGGCAAGACUCAGCUCCAAAUCCUCUCUUUCAUCACUAGUGCCAUUCUCAUGACCGCUCAUUUCUUCACCUCAUGGGCGGUGACAGAACGUGUGCUCUUACGUGACGAUCGCCCUCAGAAGAAUGGUCUCUUCAGCAACCUGAGAGCUAUUUGGGACAACCUGUUUGCUUUACCACCGGGAAUCAAAACUGUCUGCACAAUCCAGUUCUUUGCGUCUCUCGGAUGGUAUCCCGUGCUCUUUUUCACUACCAUCUGGGUCACCGAAGUCUACAAAGCGUCUCACCCAGAACUCGAUCCGUCCGAUCCGGAUGUCGGCGCGGCAGCCGUCAGAGCGGGAGCUCGAGCUUUGUUCUGUCAAGCUGUCGUCAAUAUUAUCUGCGCCAUGACGAUCCCGAUCCUAGUCGAGUCAUCCGGCGUCCUGCCGUCUGACCAGAGACUAGAGUAUGAAGCUCUGAAUGGGAAUGGUCAAACGCUUGAUCAGCCCUCGACUCCGGGAUCCGCAACCUGGAAGAGGAUGCAAGAGGAACGAGGAGCUUCGGGUCGCCUCCGACUCGCCAUAAGUUGGAUCAGAGACGUGUUCGAUCGAGCUAGAUCUGGUCAAGGAGUGUUCCCACUGAAAGGAUUGACCUUGAUGAAGGUAUGGGUCGCUGCUCAGGCUUGGUUUGCGUUGGCGAUGCUGGGCUCAUGGUUCGUGACGUCCCCAUUUGGCGCUUACCUCGUCAUUGGGUCUACCGGAUUCUCAUGGGCACUGUUCCAAUGGGCUCCGUUCUGUCUGCUGGGCGAGUUAAUCCUACUAGAAGGCAACGUCGAUAGGUCUGGUCCACGGUCGAAGUAUGAUCGUCGACCAGGAUCGCCAAGAGAUGACUAUGAUCCUGAGGAGUCUCCUACACCGCUUCACGCCUCUGUCAUUCCUGAGUCUAUCUCCAUAGUCCGACCUGCACCUCAACAUCCGCAUCCCCACAAUUCCUCUCAAAUCAGUCCUAGAGAAUCUCAACCUAGCUCAUCUCGUCCCUCGCUCUCCGACGAUCAUGUCACUUCAGCCCGUUCCAGACGUUCAAGACCCAGCUCUUUGGACCUCAAGCUGAAUACUCCGGCGAUGGAUACGAGCGGAGAUGGCUUAACUCCGCUCAUACACCAAAACGAUACAGUCGGCAUUGACCAUACCGAGACAUCCAUUGUCAUCCAUCAUGGCGAUUCCUCCGACUCGGAUUCAGAAUCCGACGCAUCACCCUAUCGACCAAGUUCACCUCGAUCGCCUAUCCCAGGUCAAGCGGGCAAUGAAAUCGGUGAUAAAGCAGGGAUCAUACUGGGUAUACAUAAUCUUUUUCUUGUCUGUCCUCAAUUCCUCGUCACGUUUCUCAGUUCAAUCAUCUUCGCCUUGAUGGAAGAUUCAAAUCCAUUACCAACCCAUCAUCCCAAUUCGAACCCUGUCUUAGGAAUCAAUGGUACAGGAUUGGAUUCAGGGAUGGUGGCGGAUCCCGCAGGACUAGGCUUUGACGAGGAUGGGCUAGUGAGAGACCUCAGUCGCAGAGCAGAGGCCAUAGGCACGGAUGAGUCGUCUCCAGCGGCAGUCGGGUUGAUAUUUCGUAUCGGCGGGGUAAGCGCGGCUAUCGGGGCUUUCAUAUGCUGGCGGUUGAUGCGCCAAUUCGCACGCGGAGAAGGGAUAUGAGGGAGGAGGCACGGCGCCUUGGUCAUCGCUGGUCAUCAGGACAUGGAGUAGCAUAUAGACUAUGGGGCUGAGGGUGCGCCUCACACCAUCUGUAUUUGUUAUCGUAGUAAUGCAAUCAGUGUUGCACGUC
Kockovaella imperatae is the source of this 2663-nucleotide messenger RNA. Its product is annotated as major facilitator superfamily domain-containing protein. NCBI's taxonomy places the organism in Eukaryota, Fungi, Basidiomycota, Tremellomycetes, Tremellales, Cuniculitremaceae. The transcript has 9 exons. The record is from RefSeq and is a predicted model, not a curated record. Gene Ontology annotation, cellular component: membrane. Gene Ontology annotation, molecular function: sucrose:proton symporter activity. The coding region runs from base 215 to 2533 and encodes 772 amino acids.